Messenger RNA from Aedes aegypti (yellow fever mosquito), 1260 nucleotides. RefSeq lists its product as uncharacterized. The record is from RefSeq and is a predicted model, not a curated record. Lineage: Eukaryota; Metazoa; Arthropoda; Insecta; Diptera; Culicidae. Bases 189 to 1154 code for a protein of 321 amino acids. The transcript has 3 exons.
AGGUAGAUUUGGUUUCACUCUUCGCGCAACUCUCCAUUCAUAGACUCUGUUUUUGUCCUUUUGCUUUCGAUGCUUCUUCGCAAUAAGAUGAAAGCGUGCGGAGUGUACGAGCACGUUUGUUUUUCUUGCUAAAAGUUUAUCAUCUAUUAAAUUUUUAUGCUUUAAAAGUUACCUUUGUGGUUCCAAUCAUGGUGAAGACAGAAGCCCCUACAUCAGAAUCUGAUUCCGGCAGUGAAGUGCCGCUAACUCCUCUUGCUGCUUCCACCCAAAAGACCCCGCCAAAACGCGUCAAACCCGAUUCAAGCGACGAUGACGAUGCCCUACCAGAGUCGGAAAAACUUGCAUCGGAGUCGCAAGCCAGUAACACCUCUAAAGCCGUGAAAAACACCAAGGAGAAGUACCUAAACAAGUUUCCUAACGUAAGACCCAGCAAAGCCAAGUACUCCGUGGACAUCGACCUUAGCGAUUCCAGCGAUGAAGUGUGGAUCGUCAAGUGUCCCGCUUCCAUAGAUGCCAAGAAAGUGCUCCUGGGGGCAAAAUUUCAGGGAUUUGCAUUGGGUUCGGUUAGCAAAAUAAGUUCGCCACACGAAGGCUUGCAACUGGAGGGAGUCAUUGCCAAAAAUUCCAACCAGAAACCGGUCACCAUUAUGGCGGGAACGGAUUUCAAGUCGUUUGUCCCAGUUGGGACGGUCCAAAUUCGAGAAUCGCUCGAUAUGGAUACGUUGCCCCUCAGGCCAACGAAAAGCGAAUUCAACAAAUCGGUGAUUGACGUCGACGAAGAAAUCCCAUUCCCAGAGGAGAUCCGCGACAGGCACCCUCUGCUGGGAGUUGACUACAAAUUGGCACAGCGACUGCCCAAGCACGUCAAGAAGGCCCUUUCCUUGGCCCAACAGCGUUCCGAGGCAAUUUACCUGCAGAAGAAGGUAUCCCCGAUGGAAGCAAUUGUGACAAAGCAGGAGACGAGCCCCGCCAAAGGGAAGAAAUCGAGGAAACGGAAGCGCGAGGACCAUCUGGAUUACGUCGAAACCACGAUGGAAGAUGAGGAAAUUAAACUGAUGAUCAAGGAGGAGGCGAAGUCACCCUCGCCACGAAAGAAGCUUAAGAAAGAGAACCCCGCGGCAGAGGACGAUUUGUCCUGGCUGGCCGAGAUGUAGGUUGCAAUAGAGCCAAAAGUUCUAGCUCUUCUAGAAGCUGAAAGGCUAGAAUUUCUUACACCACUUUAAGAGUACCUAAUAAAAAAAGAUCCCUUGGAAGAUGCAA